AUGAUUGAAAACCAAUUAGCUCAACUUGCAAAUACCAUUAGGGAACAUCAUGCGCAUGCUAGUCUCCCACCCCAAAGUCAUCCUCCAAAGCAAUUGAAUGCCAUAGUGACAAGGAAUGGGAGGAUUUUAGAUGAUGUUCCUAGAGAUAAUAAGGUUUCUAAGCCCAAUGAGAAGGAUCAAGAGGGAGUCAUUGAGUCUAGUGACAAUGAUGUGGUAGAAGAGGAGCCUCCCAUCAAUGAUGAAGGUGAAACUCCUAUACUAAAGGAGGCAACUCUCCUACCUCUCCCCACUCCUAAACUUCCCUAUCCCCAAAGAUUCAUAAGGCACAAGUUAGAUGUGCAAUUCUCAAAAUUCCUUGAUGUUCUUCGAAAAUUGCACAUCACUCUCCCCUUUACGGACGCAUUGAAACAAAUGCUUACUUACUCAAGGUUUCUCAAGGAAAUCUUGAGUGGGAAGCGGGAUUGCGACGUAAAGGAGACGGUGAACCUCACCGAAAGUUGUAGUGCUAUCAUUCUUAACCAAAUGCCACCCAAACUCAAAGACCCGGUAGUUUUUCUAUCCCUUGUGCUAUAA
This is a messenger RNA of Spinacia oleracea (spinach), 573 nucleotides long. RefSeq lists its product as uncharacterized. Bases 1 to 573 code for a protein of 190 amino acids. The transcript has a single exon. The record is from RefSeq and is a predicted model, not a curated record. NCBI's taxonomy places the organism in Eukaryota, Viridiplantae, Streptophyta, Magnoliopsida, Caryophyllales, Amaranthaceae.